Choloepus didactylus (southern two-toed sloth) is the source of this 3593-nucleotide messenger RNA. It is a transcript of the gene PICALM, whose product is annotated as phosphatidylinositol binding clathrin assembly protein. The transcript has 23 exons. Lineage: Eukaryota; Metazoa; Chordata; Mammalia; Pilosa; Megalonychidae. Gene Ontology annotation, biological process: synaptic vesicle budding from presynaptic endocytic zone membrane; clathrin coat assembly; clathrin-dependent endocytosis. The record is from RefSeq and is a predicted model, not a curated record. The coding region runs from base 98 to 2218 and encodes 706 amino acids. Gene Ontology annotation, molecular function: clathrin heavy chain binding; 1-phosphatidylinositol binding; phosphatidylinositol-4,5-bisphosphate binding. Gene Ontology annotation, cellular component: clathrin-coated vesicle; synaptic vesicle; clathrin-coated pit.
GGGUAGGGGGUGCGGUGGGGGGUGGGAGCCUCCGGCGCUUGGGGUUCCCAGUCCCCGCCGGCUGCUGAACGGGAGGGGUAGCGGAGGAGCCGCAGAGAUGUCUGGCCAGAGCUUGACGGACCGAAUCACCGCCGCCCAGCACAGUGUCACCGGCUCCGCGGUAUCCAAGACAGUAUGCAAGGCAACGACCCACGAGAUCAUGGGGCCCAAAAAAAAGCACCUGGACUAUUUAAUUCAGUGCACAAAUGAGAUGAAUGUGAACAUCCCACAGUUGGCAGACAGUUUAUUUGAAAGAACUGCUAACAGUAGUUGGGUGGUGGUCUUCAAAUCUCUCAUUACAACUCAUCAUUUGAUGGUAUAUGGAAAUGAGCGUUUUAUUCAGUAUUUGGCUUCAAGAAACACGUUGUUUAACUUAAGCAAUUUUUUGGAUAAAAGUGGAUUGCAAGGAUAUGACAUGUCUACAUUUAUUAGGCGGUAUAGUAGAUAUCUAAAUGAAAAAGCAGUUUCAUACAGACAAGUUGCAUUUGAUUUCACAAAAGUGAAAAGAGGGGCUGAUGGAGUGAUGAGAACAAUGAACACAGAAAAACUCCUAAAAACUGUACCAAUUAUUCAAAAUCAGAUGGAUGCACUUCUUGAUUUUAAUGUUAAUAGCAACGAACUUACAAAUGGGGUAAUAAAUGCUGCUUUCAUGCUCCUGUUCAAAGAUGCCAUUAGACUGUUUGCAGCAUACAAUGAAGGAAUUAUUAACCUGUUGGAAAAAUAUUUUGAUAUGAAAAAGAACCAGUGCAAAGAAGGUCUUGACAUAUAUAAGAAGUUCCUGACUAGGAUGACAAGAAUCUCAGAGUUUCUCAAAGUUGCAGAGCAAGUUGGAAUUGACAGAGGUGAUAUACCAGAUCUUUCACAGGCCCCCAGCAGUCUUCUUGAUGCUUUGGAACAACAUUUAGCCUCUUUGGAAGGAAAGAAAAUCAAAGAUUCUACAGCUGCAAGCAGGGCAACAACACUUUCCAAUGCAGUUUCUUCCCUGGCAAGCACUGGCCUUUCUCUAACCAAAGUGGAUGAAAGGGAAAAGCAGGCAGCAUUAGAGGAAGAACAGGCUCGUUUAAAAGCUUUAAAGGAACAACGCCUAAAAGAACUUGCAAAGAAACCUCAUACCUCUUUAACAACAGCAGCCUCUCCUGUGUCCACCUCAGCAGGGGGUAUAAUGACUGCAGCAGCCAUCGACAUAUUUUCUACCCCUAGUUCUUCAAACAGCACAUCAAAGCUGCCAAAUGAUCUGCUUGAUUUGCAACAGCCAACUUUUCAUCCACCUAUACAUUCUAUAUCAACUGCUUCUCAGGUAGCAAGUACAUGGGGAGAUCCUUUCUCUGCUACUGUAGAUGCUGUUGAUGAUGCCAUUCCAAGCUUAAAUCCUUUCCUCACAAAAAGUAGUGGUGAUGUUCACCUUCCCAUUUCUUCAGAUGUAUCCACUUUUACUACUAGGACACCUACUCAUGAAAUGUUUGUUGCUUAUCCUAAUACUACUCUUAUCUGCCAUGAGCCCUCUAUUGUAGCUGGUUUAUUUGGAGGAUUCUCUCCUUCUCCAGUUGCACAGCCACAUCCUUCAGCUGGCCUUAAUGUUGACUUUGAAUCUGUAUUUGGAAAUAAAUCUACAAACGUUAUUGUAGAUUCUGGGGGCUUUGAUGAAUUAGGUGGACUUCUCAAACCAACAGUGGCCUCUCAGAACCAGAGUCUUCCUGUUGCCAAACUCCCACCUAACAAGUUAGUAUCUGAUGACUUGGAUUCAUCCUUAGCCAACCUUGUGGGCAAUCUUGGCAUUGGAAAUGGAACCACUAAGAAUGAUGUAAAUUGGAGUCAGCCAGGUGAAAAAAAGUUAACUGGAGGAUCUAACUGGCAACCAAAAGUUGCACCAACAACUGCUUGGAAUGCUGCAACAAUGAAUGGCAUGCAUUUUCCACCAUACGCACCCCCUGUAAUGGCCUAUCCUGCUACCACACCAACAGGCAUGAUAGGAUAUGGAAUCCCUCCUCAAAUGGGAAGUGUACCAGUAAUGACACAACCAACUUUAAUAUACAGCCAGCCUGUCAUGAGACCACCAAACCCCUUUGGCCCUGUAUCAGGAGCACAGCUUUCGGCAGCAUCCAGCCCCUCCAGUCACAGUCCUCACAGAGCUUCAGGAAAGGACCCUUUUGCAGAGCUCUCUUUGGAGGAUUUCUUAUAAAUCACUUUAGAUACAGUUUAUGUAACUAGAUGGAAGAGAAUGGAAUUAUUCCAAAAAGACAAAUGCUCAAGCGGCGAAUCCUUACUUCCAGCAAAAUCCAAACUGCUGUCUCUUAAACUCUCUUCUUCCAUUAGAAUGCUACAGUAACCCAGCCAAGGCCCAUGAAGGAAAUUGGGACUAGGUUAUAGGAAAAUGUAUCAAUACAAUUUAUAAAGCCAGGAAUUGCCAUGAUUUAAGACUAAGGUCUGUCUUUUUGGUGACUAACCUUUCAGUUCUUUAAACGCCUAUUAAUACCAUAAUCAGUAAUGUACAAAGAGAAGCCCUUAUUUGGAAAGUGUGAAAUUUGUAUUUGGAAAAGCUGUCUGGAGAGAAGAGUUUUGUCCUUUACUGUAAUUCACCAGGACUCUUUUUUGGGGAUCAAAAUCACAAUUCUUAAUUAUGCAGAAUCUAUUCUCCAGUCCUCACAGAUAUAGAAACAGUAACUGAAAUUAACUUUUCUUUUUUUUAAAAAAAAAAAAUUAUAUAUUCAGUUUGUAGUAGACAUUCCUUAUGUAUUUGUAUUUAUUUAUGAUUAUCAAUUUACAUAACAUUAAUAUUGUAUCAAACCUCCUUAUGAAAAUGAGUAUGGAUGUAUACAGUAUGUUUGAUUUUUAUCCACAAGAAUGAAUCUGAUUCAGAAUGCUUUUCAGCUGACAUUCAGAGCACUAAAUAUUUUAAGGCAAGUCUAUAGGUCUGAAUCUCUUAAGAAUUCUUGAUCGCUAUGGCAAUAGGGAAGCAUCAUAAAUGCAUUAAUCCUUAUAGUCAAUUCUGUGCCUAGGAUUUUGCAAGGAAACAGUUCACUGACUAGGAAAAGCACUACAUUUUAAAUUCAGCAUUAGUGCAUCAGGAAGGAACUUUACUGCUUUGUGCUUGGCAUGUCAUUUUCCAUUUGAUAUUAGGGCCUUUCCAAAACGAAUGCAAGGAAUUGCUUUCACUUCAAGACUUUCCUUCUUUUCAGUAAAACUCUUAGGAGGUGUUAUGGGGGGAGGGAGGGGGACAAAAUCCUUAAACCUUUUAUUUGGCUCAUUCCAUGUUAUGAUCAUGUACCUUUUAAAUAAGGGGAAAUAGUAUCUUUAAAGUUAAUGUCUAGCCAAGAGUUUAGUUAACGAAGAAUUAAACUGCACUGUUGAUCGGUGCUUUGUGUAAAUACAUCUUAAUGUUUGGGUUGAGAGGGGCCUUAAGAAGGACAGUUCAUUGUAGGAAAGCAAUUCUGUACAUGAGUUUAAGCAUACUUGUUGCAUUGUCUUUGCAGAUUCUAUUUUUGUUUACAAUAUUAAAAUGUAUGUUAGCGAAAAUGGGUGGAUUUUCAAAUAAAAUGCAGCUUCCACAAAACUUC